UGUGUUUAAGAAUUGGUACUUUUUUGUUUUACAUAAAAGGAUUAUAAAUUGUAUAAAUUUUUGGUGAAGUUGUUAAUACAAAAUAUUAAAGGAAUUAAUUUCUUGUUGGUUAAAAUUGUAUUCUUUUAAAAAAACGUUAAGGUUGGUUUCUUAUUUGGAAGGCAUUCUUAUCAAAAUUUCGAUUAGUACGCGAACUAUUAGGGCAAAGUAACGACGACUCAUCAAAUAUAGAUCGGAAAGAUAAAACAGUAUCUAAAACAAAAAAAAUUCGUAGGGACUAAAACCGGAAUAAAAUUAAUUUCUUCUUAAUACAAUAAUUUAUAAAUAAAUUCUAACAUAAUUAAUUAAAAAAAGUUACAUAAAAUCGAACACAAAGAUGAAUAUACGUUGUGCAAGACCUGAAGAUUUAAUGAAUAUGCAACAUUGUAAUUUAUUAUGCUUACCAGAAAACUAUCAAAUGAAAUAUUAUUUUUAUCAUGGAUUAACCUGGCCUCAACUAAGUUAUGUUGCUGAAGAUGAUAAAGGUAAUAUUGUUGGAUACGUUUUAGCGAAAAUGGAAGAGCCUGAACCUGGUGAAGAAAGUAAACAUGGUCAUAUUACAUCUUUAGCUGUUAAAAGAUCAUAUCGUCGAUUAGGUUUGGCUCAAAAAUUAAUGAAUCAAGCCUCACAAGCUAUGGUAGAAUGUUUUGAUGCUCAUUAUGUUUCAUUACAUGUUCGUAAAAGUAAUCGUGCAGCAUUGAAUUUAUAUACAAAUUCAUUAGGUUUUAAAAUAUUGGAAAUUGAACCAAAAUAUUAUGCUGAUGGUGAAGAUGCAUAUUCAAUGAGAAGAGAUUUAAGUGAAAUAGCUAAAAAAAUUCAUGUUGAUAGGGUUAAUGAUGUAACUGGAAAUGUAACUGGUGGUAGUAAAAAUUCACAUAAAUCACAUGAUCAUAGUAUGCAUGAUGGUCACUGUUGUUGAUUAGAAUUUAAAAAAAUAAACAAAUUGUAAAAAAAAAAAAAUUAAAAAAAAAAAAAAAACAAGAUUGCAUAGGGCAUUUAGAUGGAAGUUCUUUUUUAUUUCUAAUUCCUAAUUUAGAAAUAGUAAUUAAGUAAAAAUUUUUUUUUUGUCGGAAAUUUUGGUAUAAUAGUGUACUAAAACGAAAUAAAUAAUAUUACCUAUGAUUACGGUAAACAAAAAUCUA
Condylostylus longicornis is the source of this 1181-nucleotide messenger RNA. It is a transcript of the gene vnc, whose product is annotated as N-alpha-acetyltransferase daf-31. Gene Ontology annotation, biological process: N-terminal peptidyl-glutamic acid acetylation. Gene Ontology annotation, molecular function: protein N-terminal-serine acetyltransferase activity; protein-N-terminal-glutamate acetyltransferase activity. The transcript is spliced from 2 exons. Bases 377 to 958 code for a protein of 193 amino acids. Lineage: Eukaryota; Metazoa; Arthropoda; Insecta; Diptera; Dolichopodidae. The record is from RefSeq and is a predicted model, not a curated record. Gene Ontology annotation, cellular component: NatA complex.